Anthostomella pinea is the source of this 2871-nucleotide messenger RNA. The record is from the annotation of a GenBank genome assembly. NCBI's taxonomy places the organism in Eukaryota, Fungi, Ascomycota, Sordariomycetes, Xylariales, Xylariaceae.
AUGGACUUUUGGUUGCGCCUCGUAGCAAACACCCCGUUGUCGGGCAACUCCACCAAGGAUGCCGCGCGGGAUCCCGUCAGGCGACGCCAGCGCUUCGAGAAGGAGUACAGCCAGCUGCUGCAAAUAUGGCGCAACUGUUCCAACCUCGCUCGCGAUGUCGAUGCUGCCGAGAACCUCGAGAUCCGCCUCCAGGAGCUGACCAAUAUCCUCGCCAACGAAUCCCGUCGGCCGCUGCCGCAUCCGUGCAUUUCCUUUUGCGCCACGAAACAGAUAUACACCCCGAUCGCCAAGAUAGCCACGACUUCAUACAAUGAGUGGAUCAUCCGGGAGGCCGUGCUAUUCUUCGCCACGUUGAUCGAGAGCGAGGAGGAAGCCUUCGUCGAGAACGAUGCCUUUUCCGCCAGCUUGACCAACCUCCUUGUUCGCAUUACCGGUGCCAAUAGUAUACGGCUGGGCUCCGAUACUGAAGUCAGGGUUGUUGAAUUGGCUUUCAACAUCACCACCAAGAUCAGGCUCGAGCCCGAGAUCCUCCCUGCUUGGUUCAAGUCCCAAUCCGACGCGGCAGCACAGAAUGAGAAACUCAAAGAUCGGAAAGACAAGUUUGCCGGGAGAACACAGAAGCAUGACUUCCCACUGUUUUACCUCUUGAUGGACUAUAUCCACCAUGAGGGCAAAGUUGGAGACUUUGCCCGGACGGGGCUCCUAUACAUCAUUGAAGCGGCCUCGAACUCAGUCGCCCUUGAGCAAUGGAUUGUCGAAAGCGAUCUGUCUACUUUGAUGGCCACAGGCCUGGGCGCAUUGUACAGUCAGCUUAGCCGGAAGCUGGUCAUUGAUCAUCCACCACAAGACUUACCACCUGUUCUCGCCUUUUCCGACUACCAGCAUCCGGCCUCAACAUUCGAGAUCAUCAGUUCAUGCAGUCCAGACUUUCAACUACACUUGGACACGUUUCUCUCACAUCUCCUGUUCUGGCAGGAUGUUCUGAACCAUUGUCGAUCUGUAGAAGUCAAGUCCACCCUUCUGGAACACUUCCAGGUCAUUUUUCUCCAGCAAUUAUUAUACCCGUCGCUUCUAGAGUCCUCUGAUGUGGAUGGUGGCUCGUCGGUGGCAGUUCUGACCUACCUCAGACGCAUUUUAGAGUCACUGGACCAUCCCGACAUGAUCAAUCUGAUUCUGCACUACUUGCUCGCGCUUCCGGGUUCGGAAUCUUCAGUUCGACCGUAUGUAGAGCCUGCUAUAAGCGCUGCUCGAAAGCGCAAGUCUGUGGACCUCGCAAGUAUGAUGGCAACUAAAGUCGAAUCCGGUUAUUCGCCCUUACUGUUCAACCUGGUCGAUUUAAUCCAGUCGUGUCUUAAAAGCCAAAACGAACAGACAGUAUGUGUGACGCUGCAACUCGUAGCGGCGAUCCUUAAGCGGCAUCACCGAUACGCGAUCGUCACCCUUCUUCAUACCGAAGGUGUUAUUGGCAAUACGGCGCAUCGGACUGUGGGAGCUCAUCAGCAAGAAGUCGAUUUUCUUGUGACAUUAGCUGGAUCAGUUGGCGGACGGGACAAUUUCGACGAAGUCUACGACAGUAUAUUGAAAGACACAAUGACUCGGGUGGAAGGUCACCCUUGCUCACUCAAGCUGGUGGCACCGAAAGUAUCGACCAAUAACCACAAACUUCCUGCCAUACCGGAUAGCCUGCCUGGCGCACCUCGAGACGUUCCACCGCAUACCCUGCGUCCCGAUGAUCCUCUUCUGCACAAUAUUCUCGACAUUGUUCAGCAAUUCUUUAUGAAUCCCGUGGAGACAAACCUGUCCGUCACCGAGACAAUCAUGGACCUGGCUAUCUGCGGAUAUAUAUCAUUAGAGGGUUGGCUUCUGCGUCAUCCAAGGAAAUAUGUCUUCGACGAGGAAACCAAUGAGACUGAACCACCGCUGUUGGAUCCCAGCUCGCCCUCUUUCAGUGAGAUCGAGAAAUUACAGGCUGUGAGCAGGUGUCGGCGACGGCCGCAGUGGCAGCCCUCCACCUUGCCCCGCAUCCUCGCCGUUUUAGAGUCACUCGCUGACCAAGUUGCAUCUUUCCGAGACACGAUCCCGAGAUUCGAAGAUCUUUUGCAACAGCGUCGUGAGGCGUUCCAAACCGCUGACGCGAUCGUUAUGAAUCAACCCAAUGUUCGCUCCGGCUCCAACACAAGGACCCCUGGACCAGACCAGCCAAGCGCGACAGAUCCACGGUCAGCGUCUCCGGCAAGGCCUAGUGGGCUUGAGAGUUUCGCUCAGAGGAUAUUGUCCGAACUGGGCACUCCCACUCGAUCACGCAGUCCUCGCGGACGGAGAGACACGAACCGCAGCUCAGGUGCCGGGUCUACACCCACCUCCAAACCAGUCCCUGUCCCGCCCAAAGAGUUUCCUCUCAACUAUGAUACGCCUCGCAAAACUGGUCCGUCUCGCUCGUUUUCGCCUAGUACCAAGCAUGACGGUUUUGGCUCUGAUGAGCGAGACAGCCCGGUUGCAAGUCAAGCUGCUGCCUUUGCCGCAGUCGAUCAGGGGAUCCUGGCCAGAAAAGUUGGCCUACCUGGACAGAAGGUGGAGCCUAUUCCACUGAACUUCAACAAGAAGGUCAAUAGUAAUGGCGAUAUUGAGAGAAAUCCGAGCCGGGAAGGCGAAGACAACCAUGAUCCCCUCGAGGACCAGCUUGACGUGGAUGAAAGCGAAGCCGAGGCUCAAUCAGAGGUUGAAUCCGAGACGGAAACCCCGCCAGAUGAGAAGACGGCUUCGGUCUCGCACAUCAUCACUAAUGUCAUCAUAUAUCAGUCGUUUCUCCUGGAACUGGUCAGCCUGAUCCAGGUCAGAGCCGGGAUGUUCAACGAAGUCAGGUUCGCGUAG